Messenger RNA from Apis cerana (Asiatic honeybee), 1456 nucleotides. RefSeq lists its product as uncharacterized. Lineage: Eukaryota; Metazoa; Arthropoda; Insecta; Hymenoptera; Apidae. The record is from RefSeq and is a predicted model, not a curated record.
AUGGAGAGUCGUUCGGAUAGUAUAAAGGAUCCAAUUUAUUAUCCUUCGAUGCAAGAAAACGAGGAAAAAAAUGAAACGACGACGGAAACUGAAACGAUUGACAAACGAAGCAGAAGUUCUGCCGGUAGCCAAGAAUUUGAUCUGGAAGAGAGUCACACGUUGAAAGUGCCGCGCAAAUUUAUCACUAACUGGCGACAAGCUUGUGAUCGUACACGAGACAGAACUAAGGAUUUUUUGAAGAAAUGGCGGACUGUUUCGACUAAUGUUGAUGAAAUCGUUGGUGUUCCAGUUUCCAACAAACAAUUGGAACAUCCUAGUUGGAGUGUACAUGUUUGGACGACUUGGGUGAGUCGAUAUGCCAGCGAUGAAAAUUUAAUCGCUGUAGAAGAAAUUAACAAGGGAGGAAAAUUAAAGGAUCUAGCGCCCAUUCAACGCGAUAAGUUUUCACAUUUUUUCACAUAUCUUUUGGAUCAUGACAGAGAUGGUUUUAUUAAUCGAAAAGAUUUUCGAAUGCUUUCAGAGCGAUUAAGAAGAUUUGCGGAUUGGUCGUGGAACGGACCCGAAUACUUGAGAUUAUUGGAGAUUGAACAGGGAUUAGCGGACUUAAUUUUUCAAGAGAAGAAACACGAUCAGAUCAGCUUGGAAGAAUGGUUGUGUUGGUGGGCGCGUGUCGUCGCUCCAAUCGGAGGAGCAACUUACAACGAGAUUCCAUUUUGGUUAAAAAUCUUACCACGAAUAUUUUUUCUCGCCAUUAAUAAUUCCGUAAGCGGAAUAAUAUCGAAAAAAGAGCUCGAAUCGUUUUAUGGAUCUGUUGUUGGCCUAGACUCUGACAAAAUCUCCAAAUAUCUGGAUAUGGCGUAUAAUUCUCUAACAUCGAAUGGAGACCAUCUUCUCGGUUGGCCGCAGUAUCAACUCGCAUUCGCCAACUUUUUGUUCGGUCGUGGACCAUUCGGGCCAGGAGAACAUUUUUUCGGUAUAACAGAUUCCUGCAUAAUUCGAGGCAAUAACGUACCAUUUCCGAUCGAUUAUUCCGCGAUGAACACACCAAAAGAUAAAUUGGAAGUGUACAGGCCGCAUUGUAGAAGUAGUCGACGUAGCGUAGUAGUUUGAAAAGUAAUCACAACAAUAGGAGUGGUACAACAGGUGGUAGAUGCGGACAGUGAUACGUUCCGACAAGAAUCGGUCAGAUAUAUCGAUCAGAAUUAUUUUAUAUUAUUAAUAUAUAUAUACACACACACACACACAUACAUAUAUAUAUAUAUUAAUAUAUUCAUAUAGCGUCUGGCAUUUUAUUCCCUAAUAAUAGAUGAAUUAAUACAUAUAUUCGUAUAUAUGUACAUGUAUAUAUAUGUAUGUACAUAUAUAUGAUAAGAAAAUAUUUGGUAAUCGUUCCAUUUGCUUCUUUGACUCUGUACAAACAUUGAUUGAUAUGUAUAAUAAAAUAUAUUGAUUGGAA